AUGUCAACCCAAAUCAACUAUGCCGCCCUCAUUAAAGACCAUAUUUUAAUCGGCCCAAACUAUGUUGACUGCAGGAGGAACAUCAAGUUACUCCUGUCUGCAGAAGGUCUAAUGUCUGUCCUGGAUGAAGAAGAACCUGAAUUUUUCAAUGAGGAAAAACCUGAAUCUAAAGCGGUCUAUGAGUUAUUUCAUCAAAAAAACUCUAAGGCCAAACUCCUCGUGUUAAGUUCUCUGAAAAAGACCAUCGUUGAUUCUGUCAAGGAUUUGUACUUGACAAAGGAUAUGAUGGAGGAAUUGAAGGAGAUGUAUGGGAGAGAAGAAAGACAUAUCCAUCAUCAAUUGGUGACACUCCUCUAUGGCACGAAGAUGGCUCAAGGAACUCCAAUUAUAGAUCAUGUGAUGAAAAUGCGAAACUUGUUCCAAGAUUUGGAAAACCUUGGGAUGUCCUUCAAACUGAAUUAUAAGACGGAUGUCAUCUUUUACUCUUUGCCUUAG
Molecule: messenger RNA, 495 nt
Organism: Telopea speciosissima
Lineage: Eukaryota; Viridiplantae; Streptophyta; Magnoliopsida; Proteales; Proteaceae
Exons: 1
Coding region: 1-495 (164 amino acids)
Source: RefSeq, a predicted model, not a curated record